Molecule: messenger RNA, 887 nt
Organism: Oryzias latipes (Japanese medaka)
Lineage: Eukaryota; Metazoa; Chordata; Actinopteri; Beloniformes; Adrianichthyidae
Product: unconventional myosin-Ic-like
Cellular component (GO): myosin complex
Molecular function (GO): cytoskeletal motor activity; protein binding
Source: RefSeq, a predicted model, not a curated record
CGGAAACAUGGUCUUGCCACCAAACUGCAGGCGGGAUGGAAGGGCUACAGCCAGAAGUCCAAAUACCAAAACUCAGAGGUUCAGCCAUCGCAAUCCAAGCGUGGUGGAGGGGCAUCCUGGCCAGGAGGAGAGCAAAGAGCAGACGGCAGGCUGCUGAUACUAUUCGCAGGUUUAUCAAAGGUUUCAUCAAUCGCCACAAAGAACGCUGCCCAGAGAACGAAUACUUCCUGGAUUAUGUUCGUUACUCGUUCCUGACAAAUCUACGGAAGAAUCUGCCCAAGAACGUUCUGGACAAGAACUGGCCGACACCUCCAGCGGCUCUCACUGAGGCCUCAGAACUUUUACGGAAGAUGUGCAUGCAGAACAUGGUGUGGAGCUACUGCAAGAAGACAAGUCCAGAGUGGAAACAUCAGAUGGAGCAGAAGAUGAUUGCCAGCGAGAUCUUCAAAGAUAAGAAGGACAACUACCCCCAGAGCGUGUCCAAGCUGUUUCUCAACACGAGGCUCACUGGAGAGAACAUCAGUCCCAAGGUGCUGCAGGCUCUGGGCAAUGAGAAGAUGAAGUAUGCAGUGACGGUGACAAAGUACGAUCGGAAGGGCUACAAGGCUCGGACCCGCCAGCUGCUGCUCACCGCCAACUCUGCCAUCAUUGUGGAGGAGGGCAAACUGAAGCAGCGCAUCGACUAUGGAGCCCUCAAAGGCAUCUCGGUCAGCUCUCUCAGCGACGGCCUUUUUGUUCUGCACGUGCCCAGUGACGACAACAAACAAAAGGGUGACGUGAUUUUGCAAAGCGAGCACGUGAUUGAGAUCUUGACCAAGAUCGCCAUCUCUGCCGACAAAAUCAACAACAUCAACAUCAGCCAGGGCAGGUGAGUUUGGUUCUGUUCA